Messenger RNA from Silurus meridionalis, 862 nucleotides. RefSeq names its product cyclin-dependent kinase inhibitor 2A/B (p15, inhibits CDK4) (gene cdkn2). Bases 266 to 658 code for a protein of 130 amino acids. Gene Ontology annotation, molecular function: protein binding. Lineage: Eukaryota; Metazoa; Chordata; Actinopteri; Siluriformes; Siluridae. The transcript has 2 exons. The record is from RefSeq and is a predicted model, not a curated record.
GUUGCGCUACAGCUGAUCUGACGUCAGGACGAAAACACAAGACAAGUCUGAACAUAUAUCCCGGGCACGCGCACAUGGAGAGAAUAUAAAGCGUCUACCGGAGAAUUACCAGAUUAUUCUGCACGCGACACACACACACUUUUUUAAUAUUACACACACACUGUUCCACGAUGCACCGGGUGUAAAAUCGUCUCGCGCACACACACCUGUCCUCACCUGUCCCUCAGCACGCAGUCCGGCGCUCGCGCGCAGGUAAAACGGAAGAAUGCGCGCCGCCGACGCGGACAGAUUGGCGGACGAGCUCACGAGCGCGGCGGCGGCCGGAGACACAGCACGCGCUCAACUUCUGCUGCAGAACGGAGCUCAACCCAACCGCAAGAAUCGCUACGGGAGAACAUCUGUACAGGUGAUGAUGAUGGGCAGUGUACACAUGGCCCGCCUCCUGCUGUCACAUGGUGGGAACCCGAAUGCGGUGGAUGCGAGUACGGGGGUGACGCCGCUACACGAUGCUGCGCGAGAGGGUUUCCUCGCCACCGUCGAGCUCCUGGUCAGGGGCGGAGCUAACGUCACAGCACUGGACCACAGGGGGCGUAGCCCAGCCCAGCACGCACUACAGGCUGGCCACGCCCACAUCGCCAAAUACUUACACAGUCUCUAAUCCUGCUCCUUCAGCUCCGCCCCCAAACACACAGGAAGUGUUUGAUUCAGACGUUACUUCCUGUCCCGGUGAUUUAGCACUUAAUAUUUAUAAACUCGAUCAGGACACUGACGCACUUUAUUUUAUUCACGUGACGUGUUAAUGACGUGUCAAACACCUGCAUGUUCCUGUGCUGGACUGUAAAAUAAAUGAUUAUAAACAGUU